Molecule: messenger RNA, 1341 nt
Organism: Capronia coronata CBS 617.96
Lineage: Eukaryota; Fungi; Ascomycota; Eurotiomycetes; Chaetothyriales; Herpotrichiellaceae
Exons: 3
Coding region: 1-1341 (446 amino acids)
Source: RefSeq, a predicted model, not a curated record
AUGCCUCCGCAACUCGGUCCUACGUCUACAGUCUAUGGUGGAAUCAUGACCGAGUACUUCUAUGCCGUUGAGUGUCAUCUUUGCAAUGUCACAAACUUCGACAACAAUCCUGCUCCACAGGGGCCUUUCACGACGAGAACCACCAGCUCCAUGCUCACGGUCACCAGAGUCGAAUGUAUUCCAGAGACCUCAGUCACCACCAGGGGCGUUUAUGAUCGUCAAGAAGAGUCCAAAAAGUUAUCACCUCGUCCUAAACAUUACAAUACCCCAAACAGGCGUUCCGGCUCUCAGGCCGUUCGUCGUUCUGACACAAACACUGUGCUGGAGCAGAUGGCCGUUUUCAUGGCCGACAUCACUCCAAGUUCCCAAACCCUGUCUGGCCCGGCACUGGAUUCAGAGGAGGAGAUCAUGUCUGCUAUGUUUGCCAUCAACGUUGCAGAUUCCGGCUUGAACGUCGCUCUCGCCUGCCAACAAGUCCAAACCACUGCGGCCCGGGUUCAGAUGCUGGAUUCAGGUCUCAAGCCAGAUCUGGUACAGAAUCUCCUUUGUUGGAUCGCUGACCAUGGAUACGACUUCAACACCAACCGUCAGGAAGUAUAUUCUACUCUACAGGCUGCACUCUGGGGCCUGGGAGUCGCCGGCGGUUACACAACGAAUCGAACAGAGAUCUGUGGGAAUCUAGGUCUCUUCAACACCAUUGGAGACUACCUAGGCAUUCAUGUUGCACAAUACCAGAGCCUCGUCUGCAGCGAUCUUUCUUCUGCUACUCCGUCGCUUGAAACUCAAAAUGCCACUGCCGCCACUUCCAGCCUCUCGAGCAAUCUGACAACAUCGGCUCUCCUCACAGCAUGGCCUUCCAAUGUGACCUUCUGGGGCUCCGGUAGCUCCUGGCCAGGACACAAUAGCACCACUUGGGGUCCUCCUGUCUCCUUCACAGGUACAAUUGGCACUGGCGUGUCAGCGACCGGCAAUCCACAAACCAAUAAUGUGACCUUCCUGACUGGCACCGCUGCAGCGUCCGGCAUGGCAACUGGACCUUCUCAGACCAACAAUACCGGGCCAAUUGGUACCGGGUCGGGAACAGCCGUGAUAACCGGAAGUCCCCAAACUUACAACGUCUCACUUUCCAAUGGUACGGGUGCCGCUCCAGAUUCUGCAGCCGAUAGCCUUGAGACCAACAAUGCCACUCAGCCCACUGGUACAGAUGGGGCAUCUGGAGUCACCACAGCUUUGUUGAAUCAGACCUUCAUGACAACAUGCACGCCGCCGACACCUACCGCCAGACUGUUUUUCCCGGCUAUCUCGACCACCAACAGCCAUUAUCUUUUCAAGGGAUACUAG